GAUUUCUCUCUUCCACUCUUAUAUCUCUUUCUCCUCCAAAUCCCUUGCAGGCAAUGGCUUCAUUAGAGCAACCUGAGCUCCGUGAUAUCCAAAUAUCACGAGUCGGGAUCAUAGGAGCCGGGAUCAGUGGCCUCGCUGCUGCCAAACAGCUCUCAGCCCACAUCCCGAUAGUCUUCGAGGCUACCAACUCGAUCGGUGGUGUUUGGAAACACUGCUCCAUCGCCUCCACGAGGCUGCAGACCCCUAGGUGUGAUUUUGAGUUCUCAGACUACCCUUGGCCUGGGAGAGAUAACACUAGCUUCCCUUCGCACAUUGAAUUACUCGAGUACUUGCAUGGGUAUGCCACCCAUUUUGAUGUGCUCAGGUUUGUGAGGUUCAACUCCCGGGUGGUGAACAUUCGUUUCAUUGGUGGCGGAGAUGGGAUCCCCGGUGAGUUCACUCCCCUGUUGAAUGGCCAUCCUGUAUGGGAGGUUGCAGUUGAGACUCUCCCAUCGAAAACCAUUCAGUGGUAUGCAUUCGGGCUAUUGGUGGUCUGCAUCGGGAAGUAUGGGGAUGUCCCGAGAAUGCCAGUCUUCCCAAGAAACAAGGGCCAAGAUGUGUUUAAGGGUAGGGUCUUGCACUCAAUGGAUUACUCACAGCUGGAUAAGGAAGCUGCUGCAGAGCUGCUCAGAGGGAAGAAGGUAACCGUUGUUGGCUACAAGAAAUCUGCCAUUGAUAUCGCGGUUGAAUGUGCUGAGGCAAACCAAGGAGAAGGGGGGCAACCGUGCACGAUGGUCAUAAGGACUCUGCAUUGGACAGUUCCAGCUUAUUGGAUAUGGGGGCUACCCUUUUUCCUGUUUUAUUCCACGAGGUCUUCUCAGUUCCUUCACGAAAGGCCCAAUCAAGCCUUCCUCAAGUCCCUCCUUUGUCCUCUCUUGUCUCCAUUGAGAAGAGCAAUCUCCAGUUUCAUCGAGUCCUACUUGCUGUGGAAGCUACCCCUGGUGAAGUACGGGCUAAAACCCGACCACCCGUUCGAGGAGGACUAUGCGUCCUGUCAGAUGGCUAUCUUGCCGGAUAACUUCUUCUCUGAGGCUGACAAGGGUAAGAUUCAGUUCAAGAGGGCCUCCAAGUGGUGGUUCUGGUCGGGGGGGAUCGAGUUUGAUGACCAGACCAAACUGGAGGCCGAUGUUGUGAUCCUUGGCACUGGAUUUGAUGGGAAGAAGAAGCUUCAGUCUGUACUCCCAGAGCCCUUCAGGAGCCUUGUGGUCGACUCUUCUGGCAUCAUGCCUCUUUACAGGGGAACUAUUCACCCGCUGAUACCGAACAUGGCAUUUGUGGGAUACAUAGAGAGCGUCUCUAACCUGCACACGUCUGAGCUGCGGAGCCAGUGGCUGGCAAAGCUGGUAGACAACCGGUUCAAGCUGCCGCAGAUAAAGGAUAUGCUCGGGCAGAUCAAGAGAGAGGUGGAGGUGAUGAAGAGGACGACGAGGUUCUACAAGAGGCACUGCAUCUCAACUUUCAGUAUCAAUCACAGCGACGAGAUCUGCGAGGAGAUGGGGUUGAAGCCUUGGAGGAAGAAGAACCUCUUCUCCGAGUUAUUCAGCCCCUACACCAGCAUGGACUAUCAAGAUGCAUGAUUGAAAGGACAAUAUUAGUAUGACAUAUAAUCGAGUAUUCGAUGGCGAUCUAGACGUACUUGAUAUAUAUAUAUAUAUAUAUAUACAUAUAUAUAUUAUAUAUAUAGAUACAAUAACAAGAGGCAUGUUAUAUGUAGUUUUAUAUCUUGCACGUGGGUUAGGUGUGUCAGCAUGUAUCCUUUUUAAACACACUCACGCGCACACACAUAUCAAUAUAUAUUUUC
Punica granatum (pomegranate) is the source of this 1840-nucleotide messenger RNA. The record is from RefSeq and is a predicted model, not a curated record. NCBI's taxonomy places the organism in Eukaryota, Viridiplantae, Streptophyta, Magnoliopsida, Myrtales, Lythraceae.